Messenger RNA from Lactuca saligna, 1179 nucleotides. The record is from the annotation of a GenBank genome assembly. NCBI's taxonomy places the organism in Eukaryota, Viridiplantae, Streptophyta, Magnoliopsida, Asterales, Asteraceae.
AUGAACCCUGAAGUCACGGUUACCGUAUCUGAUACGGGGGCUAAAACUUCAGUAUUCACUCCCUAUGUUUCUUCAUCCAUAUCUUAUAUUCGCAAUGAUGAUCCAAAUAUGAUAUUUGGAGAUGAUGGUGUUGAUGAUGAUCUUGGUGGAUUCACUUACAGUCCAUUUCAGAUCAGGACUAAAAGUGAAGAUGAAACCACUGUUUCCAAAGGGCAGCUUAAAGCAACUCUUGAGAAACUUGACCAACUGCUUCUUGCCUCCAAGGCUUCCUCCUCUGACGCCUAUUCAAAAGAAAAUGUUGAUUCCUUGUUUGAGAGAAUAACAAAAGAACAUGCUGAGAAUGCUACAAAGAUGAACACAACAGUUUUAGAAUAUGCUGAUGUUUGCAAAUCUACAACUGAAAAAGUCGAUAAACUAAUUGUUGAAACAACCACCUUCAUGGAGAAUUACAUACCAACCUACAACAAUAACACUGCAUCCGCAAAUGAAGCUAUUCAAAACUUGGGAGCGAUGUUCAAGACUGAGAAGAUCAACUUAAAAAAGAUUCGCACUGGAUUCCAGCAAGACCAUACAUCGUUCCAAACAUCCUUUACUUCGAAAAUUACAAAGCUUCAGGAUGAUUUGGCGAUGGAAAAUAAAGUAAUGGAUGCCCUAGCCAAAAAGACAGAGAAGGUCAAAGUGUUGGAUCAAAAGCUUAAACAUACUGAGCAAUAUGUCAAGGAUUUGCUAUUUGAGAGGGCAAUUGUGCGAAGCUGCAUUACAGAUGUCACUAGUUUGCUCUCAGAUAUCAUUGAGACCAGGGACUUAAUGAUUUCUAUUAUGGCUCGUGAUGCUGAAUUGAACGAAACUCAAAGAAUCAUGAAGGAAGCUGAAGAGAAGGAAAGGGCUGAAAAGGAAGCUCAGGAUUCGCAACUUGAUCUUCUAAUCACUCCAAAAGCAUUCAGGUUUCGUGCUUUUGUGAAGGUUGCGAAUGCUCCUUUCACAGACAGUAGUGCCGAUCAAAUGUUGUUCUCCUUUUACUUAAAGCACAUGAAGCCCCAAUAUGAAACUUGGAGCGCACAUAAUAUAGUUGCUGUGAAGGAUGGAUCGCUGGAUGUGGAUAUUGCCAUUGUAUUGAAGAAGAAGUUGACUGUUGUUCCUAAGGAAGCUCCGAAAGACUUUGAGAAAUUAAAGCCAUGA